This is a messenger RNA of Sciurus carolinensis (gray squirrel), 1261 nucleotides long. It is a transcript of the gene Hexim2, whose product is annotated as HEXIM P-TEFb complex subunit 2. Lineage: Eukaryota; Metazoa; Chordata; Mammalia; Rodentia; Sciuridae. Gene Ontology annotation, cellular component: cytoplasm; nucleoplasm; nucleus. The coding region runs from base 186 to 1046 and encodes 286 amino acids. Gene Ontology annotation, biological process: negative regulation of cyclin-dependent protein serine/threonine kinase activity; negative regulation of transcription by RNA polymerase II. Gene Ontology annotation, molecular function: 7SK snRNA binding; cyclin-dependent protein serine/threonine kinase inhibitor activity. The transcript has 3 exons. The record is from RefSeq and is a predicted model, not a curated record.
UAGUGCCUGAGUAGCUUGGCCAGAACUGCUGCAACUGCAGCAAGAGGUAGGGCUGAGGCGUUGGGAAUUGCACAGACAGACGGUCGCACAGAAAGACACACAGAGGUAGUCGUGUGCAUAGCCCUUGACAGCAAAUAGGUGUGACUAGUUCAAGGCAUCUGCUGAAAGACUGAGAGAAGAAAAAGAUGGCCACUCUGAAUCAGACCAACUGUAAUACCAAGUCACCAGCAAUCCUGGAGGAGGCCAAGACCUCUGGUGAUUCAGGGAGCCCCCAAACACCCACUAAGUCUCACGACUGUGGCGGUUCCCUAUCCCUGACACCACGAAAGGAGAGCCAGUCAGAGGAUGAAGAUCUUCCCCAGGCUGCCGGUGGCCUGGGCUGGAACUGUGGAGGACCCCAGACUCAGAGCCCAGGGGGUUGCUCAGUGGAGGCGGUGCUGGGCCGGAAGAAGCACCGGAGGAGGCCGUCCAAGCGCAAGAGGCACUGGCGACCCUACCUGGAGCUGAGCUGGGCGGAGAAGCAGCAGCGGGAUGAGAGGCAGAGCCAGAGGGCCUCCCGGGUCCGCGAGGAGAUGUUUGCCAAAGGCCAGCCCGUGGCGCCCUACAACACCACCCAGUUUCUCAUGAAUGACCGAGACCCCGAGGAACCCAACCUUGAAGUGCCACCCUACGGGGCGUCCCACCCAGGUUCUAGCGGGGACAGCGAGGCAGCGGACAGCGACGGGCAGGCCCGAGAUCAUGGCGAGUUCCAGCAGAGGGAUUUCUCUGAGGCUUACGAGCGCUAUCACACCGAGAGCCUGCAGGGCCGCAGCAAGCAGGAGCUGGUGAGAGACUACCUGGACCUGGAGCGGAGGCUGACGCAGGCCGAGGAAGAGACUCGGAGGCUGCAGCAGCUGCAGGGGCGCAUCGGCCAGCAGCCCUGUCGCCAGGUGGAGGAGCUGGCCGCAGAGGUAGAGAGGCUCCGCACCGAGAACCAGCGGCUUCGGCAGGAGAAGGAGAUGUGGAACCGAGGGGGCAGCUGCCGCCCUGAGGAGCCAGGCACCUAGGGGUGUCCCCCAGCCAGGUGGACCUUGUCCUGAUUCGUAGCCACUCAGGCCAGCUGGGUCUCAAGGAGACAGGUGGCAAAUGAAAAGCACUCUUGAUACCACAGUGCCCCCUGAGAACAGCUGAAACAGGUUCAGACUUCCACCUUGUCAUUUCCACAAUUGGUUCUUUGAUGUCAUCUUACUUUUUACAAAAAGAUUAAAUGGUCUUGCUGAGA